CUUUUCAUAAACAGGAUUCAUAUUUCUUCAGUUGUCGCACAUAUAUUAUUAAUCUUAAAAAUAAAAUGCUGAAAGGAUUAUUGUUUCUGUCUUUAAUAUACCAAUGUCAGGGCUACAUGAAUCCUAGGUUACGGAAUUGGUUAGAGGACAGCCGACAGAGCCGGUUCCUGCCCGCAGCCGCCGGCGCCGGCGUCGGCAGCGGCAGCGGCGCGCCGCGCUGCGGCCCCGGGCCGGCCUCGCAGCCGCGCCGGCAGGCGCAGGACGGCCGCCAGCCGCCAAACAAUCCCAAUUACGACAACACCUAUUUCUGCCCCAUGCCGGAGAUGUCGCAGACAAAGGCCACGCUGGUGCAGGACGACGGGAGAGCUUACCCGUGGGUCGCGCGGGUCAUACACACGCGUUGGGACGGUGGAUUGCAGCCCAUGAUCUGCACGGCGGCCAUGAUCAGAUACAGAACAUUUAUAACUGCUGCAAGAUGUAUUGCCACAGCCAAACCUUACUACACGAAACUACUUAUGAGGUCGGUUAUCCAACUACAGGCAUUAACGUUUGUGACGCCAUCUGUACCGACGAAACAAUUGUUCGACGACAUUGGCAUCAUCGUAACUUUUGGCGCAACAGGGGACGUUAAUGGCACCCUGCAACAGGCGCCGAAUGGCGGCUACCUGGUGAUGGCGCAGGACCUGCGCACCGCCGAGCGCUACUGGUUCCAGGACUGGGUCGCGGGCGCCACCUACAAGGUGAUAGGAUUCAUUGCGCCGGAAGACUCACCGUCGACCCAGAACCUGUACGAGCUUGACAAAAUGUAUGGGAACAACUUUCUCUGUAACCAAAUACUCCCGAUGGUGGACAACUCGAAGGAUUACUGGGCCGCGUGCGUCCACUCCUGCGACGCAGAACAACACACCCGUAACGACACGACAUGCCACCGAUACUUGUUCGGGCUGGGGCACGUGGUGCUCGACAGCAAUGACCAGUUAGUCGGCAUCGUCACAUGGACGUGCGGGAACAAGGGUCGGGACAGGGAAGGGAGAGGAGGUCUGCCGCUGCCUGUGGGGGUGGCGGUGCCUGACGCUCGCCUAAACCUAAAUCUGGAUUGUGCAGACUUGUUGCGCAUAGGUACAAGGGAUGUCUCUCUGCAGCAGGAAAUAAUUCCGGGGUUACUUGAAAUGUGCAAUGAAUAGAUUGCCGACAUCAAAUUUGAUCAAAUUGUUUUGAAAUCAUCUUUCUAAUUUGGCACAAUACGGGGUGGCUAAAAAAUAACUGCAUUCCCGUUGCCAGGGAGGUUUCAGGGUUAUACUGUGAGCAACUGUUACUACCUAUGUGAACAAAUCCGAAAUCGCGAAAAAAAAUUUUGGCUGUUUCAUACAUUUUGGCUGGUCCAUUUUCUAUGAGGGUAAUUUUUUUUUCGCGGUUUCGGGUUUGGUCCCAUUGUAAAAGUUGCUCAGUAUAAUCCGAGAACCUCCCUGGCAACGGGAAUGCAUUUAUUUUUUAGCCAGCGUGUAUAAGAUAUACAAAAUACUAGCUAUUAAGUUACAUAAGCUCGACUAACUUAAGCAAAUGCAUGUCGAGUGCGUGGGGACACGUGAUUUGCGCCCAAAUUGUAUUCUGCAACGGACAAAUGCGGCAUGACACGACCAAUGCAGUAAUUGCUUUCAUAGCUUUUUAGCGCAAAUUAUAAUUAUUCUUCCAUUAUACUACCUUGUUCAGUCAAGCAGACAAGGACAAUCCACGAAUUCUAUACGAGGCUGAAGUCAAGCUGACAAUCGUAUGUCAACAAACGCCAAUCGAAACGUAAAAAUGUAUUGGGAAAUCGGGAUGACAUACUAUGACAUACUAGUACGAGUAGGUAGAUACAACGAAAAGUGACAUGAAUAUUUCCAUACAUUAGUUCGUUUUCGAUGGGCGUCUUCUAUUGAACGAAAACGAUUGUCGCUUGUCUAGUCCCCCGGUGCCGCAGGCUCUGCCCGCUGUCGCACUUCAUACUUCGUCGCAGUUCCUCUCAAUAUGAUAGCGAUAUAGGUAGAAACCUUAUACAGUGGCACCUCGUCGUCCCUUCCGGUUAAACCUUCUGUACUACGUCACUGUGAAAACGUAUGAAGUGCAGAAAUCAAAUUCCUUAACCGUAUAUGUUAGACUGUCAGUUUGCUUAAAUGUAGUGAAUUACUAUAAAAUAGUUAGUCAAAGUGCAUUGGUCGUUCCACUUAAGGGCAGCAUUUGACCUACAAAGAAUUCGUGACAAUCGCCGUCUUAGUCGGGAUUGGAGUUAGCGGCUUGCAGCGGCGAACGGACUUACCUAAUAGAAAACCU
This is a messenger RNA of Cydia splendana, 2310 nucleotides long. RefSeq lists its product as uncharacterized. The transcript has 4 exons. NCBI's taxonomy places the organism in Eukaryota, Metazoa, Arthropoda, Insecta, Lepidoptera, Tortricidae. Bases 66 to 1184 code for a protein of 372 amino acids. The record is from RefSeq and is a predicted model, not a curated record.